AUGCAUUUUCACUCUGAUUGGAAAUAUGAAAAAAUGUAGUUAAUUAAAGAUGUUCUUGUCCACAAAAAUGUAGUACCUAUUUAUAUACAAAAUAAAUUAAUGAAAGAAUUGGAUUUUUAGAUCAAAGCUUUUGGAAAUAAAAAUAAAAAUAAAAGUUUAUCAUCUCCUAAAAAAAGUUGCAAUCGUCGUAUUAAAACUUUAGAUUAAAGUCCUUAUAGUAUAAAAUUGGAAAGAAGUGUGAGCAAAAAUUAUAAUAAGGAUUAGGAUUGUUUAAAAUGUCGAAAAUUUAAUUUUUAGAAUAAAAUAAUAAUCCAGUGUGAUACUGGACAGCAUAUGUUUCAUGAAAAAUGCCUAUUUGACCUUUUUUAAGAACAACUAUUAGAUAUUUAACCUCAUUUUACUUGUUUUUGCGGGAUGAAAUUAUGUCCAGAGUUUGUAAAAUAACUUAAAAUAAGAGGUAUAGAAUAAUUAGUUAAUUAAUUAUAUGAAUAAUAACUUAAAUGCAUGAUGUAUUAAAUGCAAUUACAGAAUUGUUUGAAUCCCUUGUGUAAUUUUUUUUGGAUAAACAAUUCUUAAAAAUCUAGAAAAUAUGGGCGAUAACUUAAACCUCUCACAAAAGUCUAUUGUCCUUAUUGCUAAUGA
Paramecium sonneborni is the source of this 642-nucleotide messenger RNA. NCBI's taxonomy places the organism in Eukaryota, Ciliophora, Oligohymenophorea, Peniculida, Parameciidae. The record is from the annotation of a GenBank genome assembly.